CGCGACCAGUUGUGUUAUUAUCACUGGGGGCGGGUCCGCUCGAGCCAGGUGGCUGGAGGCCGGGUUAGCCAGUACACCUGCUGUGCAGCUGCUCCUGGCUCUGUGGGCUGCCAGGUGGCAAAGCAGCACGUGCGGGACGGCCGCAAGGAGAGCCUCGAUGGCUUCGUGGAGACCUUCAAGAAAGAGUUGUCCAGAGACGCUUAUCCAGGAAUCUACGCCUUGGACUGUGAGAUGUGCUACACCACGCAUGGCCUAGAGCUGACCCGCGUCACCGUGGUGGACGCCGACAUGCGAGUGGUGUACGACACCUUCGUCAAGCCCGACAACGAGAUCGUGGACUACAACACCAGGUUUUCCGGAGUCACCGAGGCCGACGUCGCCAAGACGAGCAUCACGUUGCCCCAAGUCCAAGCCAUCCUGCUGAGCUUUUUCAGCGCCCAAACCAUCCUCAUCGGGCACAGCCUGGAGAGCGACCUGCUGGCCCUGAAGCUCAUCCACAGCACCGUGGUGGACACGGCCGUGCUCUUCCCGCACUACCUGGGUUUCCCCUACAAGCGCUCCCUCAGGAAUCUCGCGGCCGACUACCUGGCACAGAUCAUCCAGGACAGCCAGGACGGCCACAACUCCAGCGAGGACGCAAACGCCUGCCUGCAGCUGGUGAUGUGGAAGGUCCGACAGCGCGCCCAGAUCCAGCCACGCCACCGGUCCGCCUCUCCCGCCGCCCUGGCCUGUCCUUAG
Lagopus leucura (white-tailed ptarmigan) is the source of this 738-nucleotide messenger RNA. RefSeq names its product putative exonuclease GOR. Lineage: Eukaryota; Metazoa; Chordata; Aves; Galliformes; Phasianidae. Gene Ontology annotation, cellular component: nucleus. Gene Ontology annotation, molecular function: exonuclease activity; nucleic acid binding. The record is from RefSeq and is a predicted model, not a curated record. The annotation marks the transcript as partial. The transcript has a single exon.